Messenger RNA from Drosophila simulans, 2386 nucleotides. Its product is annotated as serine protease gd. Gene Ontology annotation, biological process: proteolysis. The transcript is spliced from 6 exons. The record is from RefSeq and is a predicted model, not a curated record. The coding region runs from base 35 to 1624 and encodes 529 amino acids. Lineage: Eukaryota; Metazoa; Arthropoda; Insecta; Diptera; Drosophilidae. Gene Ontology annotation, molecular function: serine-type endopeptidase activity.
AUCAUUUUCAUCCGGGCAUUCCCAGACACUAACGAUGAGGCUGCACCUGGCGGCGAUCCUCAUCCUCUGCAUCGAGCACGUAACUAAGGCGGUCGCCCAGGGAAUGCCGAUCAGUCCGUGCCCCAAGGUGUUUCAGUACCGCUUCGACGGCAGCGAAUGGUUCGGCCUGAUGGCCGUGCGCAGUCCGGAUGGCCACCAGCCGCUCCACAUCCGAGUGACGCUCUCGAUGCGUGGCAAGCCCACCACGAACUAUCUGGGCGAAAUCGAGCUACUCACACGCGGCAAGUUCACCCACAAUGCACCGGUGCUGUACAAGAUCCGCUUUCCCAAACAUCACUUUCCGCCCAAGCUGCUCCUCAUGUCGGCCAACAAUCAUGUGAUCUGCUUCGGAUCCGGCGAGCACAGCAUCUUCAUGACCCAAAUCCAGUUGGAGCACAUCAGGAAGUUGUCCUUUAUACCGGAUAAGAAGAGCUCCCUGCUGCUGGAUCCCGAGGAGGAGGAGGAGGUGCGAAAAACGGACGACAAGCCGCCCAGUACGCCGCACAUCCAGUUCAAGAAAAAACCCUUUGCCCAGGCGCCCAAGGAGAUUUGCGGACGCAUCGACAGGGAUCUGGACUUUCACUUGUCCCAAAGAACGGAAUCACUACAUGGCGAAAUCGGUGAACCAAAGAGCUCCGAUGGCAUCACAUCGCCAGUUUUUGUCGAUGACGAUGAAGAUGAUGUCCUGGAGCAUCAGUUCGUGGACGAAUCAGAAGCAGAAGCGAUAGAAAGCGAUAGCGCAGAUAGCCUGCCAUCGAUCACCAGAGGAUCGUGGCCUUGGCUAGCGGCCAUCUAUGUGAACAACCUGACCUCCCUGGACUUCCAGUGCGGCGGUUCGCUUGUCUCGGCACGUGUGGUUAUCAGCUCGGCGCACUGCUUCAAGUUGUUCAAUAAGCGCUACACAUCCAACGAGGUGCUCGUCUUUCUGGGCCGCCACAAUCUGAAGAACUGGAACGAGGAGGGAUCUCUGGCGGCCCCCGUCGAUGGCAUUUACAUUCAUCCCGACUUCAACAGUCAGCUGAGCAGCUACGAUGCGGAUAUCGCAGUGAUUAUACUCAAGGACGAAGUUCGAUUUAACACCUUUAUUCGACCCGCUUGCCUGUGGUCUGGUUCCAGCAAAACGGAGUACAUUGUGGGCGAGCGGGGCAUCGUCAUCGGCUGGAGCUUUGACAGAACGAACAGGACGCAGGAUCAGAAGCUGUCGUCGGGGCUACCGGGCAAGAUCUCCACCGAUGCCAGUGCACCCAAGGUAGUAAAGGCUCCCAUUGUCGGCAAUGCCGAAUGCUUUCGGGCCAAUGCCCACUUUCGCAGCCUAUCCUCAAACCGAACCUUCUGCGCCGGCAUCCAGGCGGAGGAACGAGAUAAGCAUCAGAGCGGUGCGAGCAUUUACACCGGUAUAUCUGGGGCCGGACUUUUCAUCCGCCGGAACAAUCGCUGGAUGCUGCGUGGCACAGUAUCAGCGGCCCUGCCCGCCGUAGAGUCACCGGAUGCGGAAUCUAGCCAUAAGCUUUGCUGUAAGAACCAGUACAUCAUAUAUGCCGACGUGGCCAAGUUUCUGGACUGGAUCACGGCCUUCGUAAUUUGAAUCGCAUCCGAAAUGUGUAUGGGAACGCAUUUCUAAGUGAGCGCUGUGAUAGCCCCUUGGGCAUGGCGAUGGGAAAAAGUUACUCGGAGUAAUUAGCGGAUAUCGGUUUUUUUUUUUUUUGGCUAGUUUCACUACGAAAACUUCUGAUUAUGGCAUUUCAGUUAUACUUUUAUCUAAGACAGUAGGGCAAUUCAAAUAAUAAAUUAUGGCACGGGAAAGCCAAAAGCAAUUUUCCCAUAGAAUCGCUGCGCUUUUAGAUCUCCACCUUAAAAUUAACAUUAAAAAUCUCGAAAUUUGCAAUGUUUAAAAGUUCCUCCGACCAACAUAUAGAAAACAUGUAUGUAGAAUCACAGUGUGUUGGCGCUCGUGAACAAAGGAAGCUGCCAAUUUCCGGAGUGGGCGGCCUGGCCCGUCUGAGUGGCGUUCACCCAUGGACACCUGGACACCCUAAUUACCAGCGGCAGACUGCACUGCGCAUAUGCUGACUACUAUCAAGCACGUCAUCAGCCGCAAUCGUCGUCAUCGCCAUCUGGGCCGUUAUCUAUCUUGCUGGGUUGUUGGGGCAUCGACAGCAGUCGGCGGUAUCCAUCGACUUUCAGUUCCGUCCGGACCGUGGCAGCUGGUGCAUCACACCCGGGGCUCUGGGCCCGUUCGUCUACGGACAUCCGCAAUCGAUGAAGAUCUUCAGACAAGUGCAACGCAUUGAAUUGUGAACGUGCCCGGUAGUUGGUAGUGAAUAUUUUACAGAAAUGGCCAUAUUUG